Molecule: messenger RNA, 2504 nt
Organism: Gadus morhua (Atlantic cod)
Lineage: Eukaryota; Metazoa; Chordata; Actinopteri; Gadiformes; Gadidae
Gene: trmt1l
Product: tRNA methyltransferase 1-like
Exons: 16
Coding region: 31-2094 (687 amino acids)
Biological process (GO): tRNA N2-guanine methylation
Cellular component (GO): nucleus
Molecular function (GO): RNA binding; tRNA (guanine) methyltransferase activity
Source: RefSeq, a predicted model, not a curated record
UUACGGCCACACCAGCCACCAUAAAAUAAUAUGCAGUCAGGCGCCCCACUGAGUGAGUCCGUAAUGGCGGAGCUCGACGAGAGAGACGCUGUCCAGCUUCAUCAGGAGGACGUCGAUAUAAAAGGUGUCGCGAAUAUCCACGAUACCAAUGAUCUACAAGCGGUGAAGAAUGAGGCGCAUACAGAGGGAGAUGCCAAGCCGUCGACUACCACAAUAGAGAGACACAUCUCCAUCCAGUCCCAGCUAGAGGUCCUUGAGCAGCUGGUAGAUCUGAACGGUGCUGGACGCAAAUCCUGUCCUCUGUGCCCUGAGGAGAAGUUCAAGGCCUGCUACAGCCACAAGCUGCGGCGCCACCUCCACAACCUCCACUGGAAGGUCUACGUGGAGUUUGAGGGUCAGCGGAUGUGCAUCUGCCACCUGCCGUGCAGGAACCUGAAGCCCAGCCCAGGUGGAGACCAGACAUCAGGGAGGCAUGUGGCUCACUACCACUGUGUGGUUUGCUCCAGCACCAUCGCGCGCAAGACCGACAUGAUCAGCCAUCUCAAGCGCCACGUCAACAAGGGAGAGACGGAGGCCAGCUACUCGGGGAACUGGGAGAUGCUGUGUGAUGAACCGGCCCAGUCCGGUCAGGCCUACGAGAUCAUGAAGGAGCUUGGAACCAAUGUCCAGCUCCUGCCGAACCACACCACGCCACAGAAGUCCGACACCUACUUCAACCGUAAGAUGAAGAGCAACAGGCAGCUGGUGUUCUGUGCGCUUGCAGUUCUUGCAGAGGAGAGGAAUCCAGUGGAGUGCCUGGAUGCUUUUGGGGCAACAGGGAUCAUGGGCCUUCAGUGGGCCAAGCACCUCCGCGCCACGGUCAGGGUGACCAUCUCGGACAUUAGCGAGACCUGCGUGAAGAUGAUCCGGGAGAACUGCCAGCUGAACAGCAUCCGCGUGGGCGGGGCCUCUCCGGGCGCCGCGGGGCCCGAGGAGCUGGCGGCCGGCGAGGGGGACGCCAUCGCCACGGUGGAGGUCGCCAAGAUGGACGCCAACGUCAUGAUGCACCUGCGCUCCUUUGAUUAUAUUCACCUGGACCCGUUCGGGACCACCGUGAACUACCUGGACGCGGCCUUCCGCAACGUGCGCAACAUGGGCAUCGUGUCGGUGACGUCCACGGACACGGGCUCGCUGUACUCCAAGAGCCCCAACGUCACGCUGCGCCACUACGGCUGCCACAUCGUCCGCACCGAGUACUACCGGGAGCUGGCUGCCCGCAUGGUGGUGGCCACCGUGGCCAGGGCGGCCGCCCGCUGUAAUAAGGGCAUGGAGGUGCUGCUGGCGGUGGCGCUGGAGCACUUUGUGCUGGUGGUGGUGCGGGUCCUCAGGGGCCCCACGCAGGCGGACGAGGCGGCCAAGCGGCUGCGGCAGCUGAUCCACUGCCAGUGGUGCGAGGAGCGGGUGUUCCUGAAGAGGGGCAGCCUGGUGGACGACACCAGCCAGCUGCCCUGCCACUGCCAUGGGAGCAUGCCCGGCAAGACGGCGGUGGAGCUGGGCCCGCUGUGGUCCGGGCCGCUGUUCAACACCGGCUUCCUGAGGAGGAUGCUGUUUGCGGCCGUGCAGCACAGCAUGGAGGACAUCCAGGCUCUGGUGAAAACACUCAUCUGUGAGUCGGACUGCACCACCCUCAAGUCCUUCGCCCACGGGCCCUCGGCGCUGGCCAACCAAGAAUGUGGGGUGGUCAUUAAGACACUGGAGAGGGCGGAGGACAGCGGCGCUGGAGACCAGCCAGGGAAGAGGAAGACUGGGGAGGAGUCUGGUAGCAUCGUGAAGAAGCUGAAGUCCGAGGCGUCACUGGAGCAUCCUGCGUUCUACUACAGCAUCCACCGCCACAGCAUCAAGGGCCUCAACAUGCCCAAGCUGAACAAGUUCCUCCAGUACCUGACGGAGGCGGGCUUCAGGGUGAGCCGGACGCACUUCGACCCCACCGGGGUGCGCACGGACGCCACGCUGGAGCAGUUCAAGGCGGUGCUCACCAAGUACAGCGUGCCCUCGUACGCCGGCAACGCCUCCGCCGGCCACCAGGGCGGCCCGGCCACCGAGAACCCAGCCUGAGGCAAAGAGCCGCUGGAGGCCUCCUCUCUGCUCCUCUCUGCUGGGGGGCCCCCUCUCUGAGGGGGCCCUCCUCUCUGUUGGGGGGGCCCCCUCUCUGCUCCCCCUGGGGCCGAUGGGGUCUCUGUUGGAUCCCAGCCCUGCUGGUUCCUGGUGGAGUCCGGACUGCACUGAUGUCAUAAUGUAGACAUGUGGGGUUCUUUUAGUUUUUUUAUUGAAUGUACUUUUGCAAAAAAAAAAAUGAUAAGAUGUUCAGGACUUUUAACAGAUGUGUGAAUUAUAAAAAAAAUAAAUAAAAAAAAGGCAGAACCACAGACGGGAUGGAGUUUUGACUAAUCAGCUUAUUAUUUAAUUGAAGUGUCUCUGUUUGAUCUACUCUGCCAGAAAAACAAUAAUAAACAUUUUUAUGGAAA